Parastagonospora nodorum SN15 is the source of this 288-nucleotide messenger RNA. RefSeq lists its product as hypothetical. NCBI's taxonomy places the organism in Eukaryota, Fungi, Ascomycota, Dothideomycetes, Pleosporales, Phaeosphaeriaceae. The coding region runs from base 1 to 288 and encodes 95 amino acids. The transcript is spliced from 2 exons. The record is from RefSeq and is a predicted model, not a curated record.
AUGUCGCCAUCGAGCGCAUCAGCCGCUGCAACAAAGACACGUGGGACACUAGUUCAGGAGCGGACCGCCGACGCUUUCCGCAGCGCCAGCGGCACUCCUCGCAGCACCAAAUCGCCCCUGGAAAGAUUUGCUUCUUCACGCACCCCGAUGUCGGUCAUUAUGGAGCCGCCUGGGCUGUUGUGGGGAAAUGAAAUUUCGAAUUGUCGUCGAGUUAAGGGAAUUGCGAAUGGCUACUUUCGGCUCUCACAGAUCAACAUGGGAGCUGUGCGCCGUGAUCCAGCCGCAUGA